Rattus norvegicus (Norway rat) is the source of this 2700-nucleotide messenger RNA. The record is from RefSeq and is a predicted model, not a curated record. Lineage: Eukaryota; Metazoa; Chordata; Mammalia; Rodentia; Muridae.
AUGGCCCAGUUUGCACAGGUCAUGGCUGAAGUGGGCGAUUUUGGUCGCUUCCAGGUGCGGUUGACCAUCCUGAUGGGCAUCCCCAAUUUCCUGUCUGCAUUCUUCGUGUUUAGCCAGGUCUUCAUGGUCCUUGAUGAGGCUCACUACUGUUCAGUGUCCUGGGUUAAGAACCACACUUUCAACCUAAGUGCUGCUGAGCAGCUGGCUGUCAGCAUACCCAACGACACGGCAGGCAGGCCCGAGUCCUGCCUCAUGUUCCGGCCACCUCCUGACAAUGCCAGCCUGGAAGACAUCCUGAGCCACCGCUUCAAUGAGACACAGGCCUGCGACUCGGGCUGGGACUAUCCUGAGAACAGGCCUCCGUCCCUAAAGAACGAGUUUGACCUGGUGUGUGAGCGGGAGAACCUGAAGAGGACCUCGCAGUCGGUGUUCAUGGCGGGGCUCCUAGUGGGGGCCCUAGUCUUUGGGCCUGUCUGUGACUGGAUUGGCCGCAGACCCUCCCUCCUAAUGCAGCUGCUUCUGUCAGGCAUCGCAAGUAUGGCUACAGCCUUUGUGUCCAGCUUUGAGCUCUAUAUGACCCUACGCUUUGCCUUGGCUACUGCCAACGCUGGAUUUUUACUGAGCAGCAAUGUCCUGCUUUCAGAGUGGGUGGGAACAUCCCGGAGGACACGAGCCAUGGUCCUGGCCCAGAGCAACUUUGCCCUUGGGCUGAUGGCGUUAGCAGGACUGGCCUAUGGUGUCCGAAACUGGAGACUCCUUCAGAUAAUAGGCACCACACCCAUCUUCCUGCUUGUCUUCUAUUUCUGGGUUCUGCCAGAAUCUCCACGGUGGCUCCUCUCUCAAGGAAGGACAGAGGAGGCCAAACAGCUGGUCCAGAAGGCAGCCUUGGUGAACGGCCGGCCACUUGCCUCUGAGCUCCUGAACCAGCUGGUCCCUGAGAAGACAGGCCCCUCGGGGAAUGCCUUGGAUCUUUUCAGACACCCUCAGCUCAGGAAGGUGACUCUGAUUCUCAUAGCUGUCUGGUUUGUGGACAGCCUGCUGUACUAUGGACUCGGCUUCCAAGUGGGGGACUUUGGUCUGGACAUCUACCUGACACAGGUAAUAUUCGGAGUAGUGGAAGUACCUGCCCGUCUUUCCAGCAUCCCCAUGAUGGAGAAGCUGGGUCGGAAGUGGAGCCAGCUCUGUACCCUGACCCUUGCUGGUGUCAUGUGUGUCAUCAUCAUCUUCAUCCCAGGAGAUCUUCCCACAGUGGCCACUGCACUGGCUGUGGUGGGGAAGUUUGCCUCGUCUGCUGCCUUCACCAUUUCCUAUGUGUACACUGCUGAGCUCCUCCCCACCAUCAUCAGGCAAACAGGCAUGGGGUUGGUGAGCAUCUUCUCCAGGGUCGGGGGCAUCAUCACACCCCUUGUGAUGCUGCUGGAACAGUACCACAAGGCGAUUCCCAUGCUGAUCUUUGGCAGCCUCCCCAUUGGGGCAGGCCUACUGUGUGCUCUGCUGCCUGAGACAAGAGGCCAGACCCUGAAGGACACCCUCCAGGACCUGGAGCAGGGGGGCCCCCCACGGUCCUCAGUGACACAGUCCCUUGAAAAAGAAAUGGAGGCCAACGGAAGAAGCUUUAUCCCAGGAGUUAGCAUUGGUAGUGCUCCUUGUUCUGAUUGUGGUUGUUAAGGACCAGUUCACAUACAGCACCUGAUUACACAGUGGGUGUCAGUGGGCUCUGCUUUGAAGGAGGGACAGGCCCGCUUGUUGUGAUUGGACAGGACCCACCUCCUUGUUUACCUCUGUCUGAUUUACCCCUCUGUCUGACUUCCUGCUCAGUACCAUGACUGCAUUAGGGUCCUCUGUGUGUCUGUGGGUGUGUCAUGGUGAAUGGGAUCCCACUGGAAAGAGUACAUUCAUAGGCGAGCUAUCUCAUCACAAGCAUGAGCAUGGGAAGAGCUAGUACCACUCUCCUCCUUGGUCAGGCCUCUUACAUGUCCCAUCAGUCUUCACAUAGCCACGCCCAGGCCUCAUGUCCGCAAUGCAAAGCCUUGAGAACACUGUGAAACCAUUUCCAGAGCACACCGAUGCUUUAGCAUCCCCCCUUCACCCUUGGUCACCUCCUCCUCCGCCUCCUCCUCCAAGAGAGCAGCGCUGUCCCUGUCCGCUGGCAUCCAGUCAUGGAUAUGUCCUACUGCUCUCUUCUGAGAUCACAGACAAUCAUGCUCUUCAGCUUGCUUAUGCUGCAUGUUCCUCUGCUGAGAAGCAAAAAUGGGAAAGUGCAGUUCCAGGCUGAUGCCCUCGACUUCUCCGAGCGAUGUGGCCGGGUGUUGGUGCUCCUUCCUUGGCAGUGAUUGUCAUCCUGGGGAGACUUAGUGGGAUCCUUAGCUGACACAGUAUUCUACAAGGGUUUGCCUGUGGCUUUUGUUUUUGUUGUUCUGUCUUACGAGCUGUAUUCCCAGACUUGCCUUUAGGGUCUCUGUUGACAUUAUCUCUUACAUUUCUUUGGGAUUAUAUAUGUCUUGGAGAAAUAUUUUCAAUCUGUAAUGCUUAAUUUUCAUUGUCAACAUGACUGAUUGGAAUGACUAAGGAAGGACAUCUGUGGCUGGUGUCUGUCUAGCUGUUUUCAGAAGUUUCACUGAGGAGGGAAGACCUUCCCUGAAUGUGGGCAGUAUCCUAUUGGCUAUGGCCCUGAACUCAAUAAAUAAAUAAAGCCAUGAA